GAGUCGGCUUAGUAUUCAAAGUGCAUAAGAGGGUAGCCGGGCCGGGCCCAAAUUGAGAGUUGCGAGUAUCAAAUAAGAAUAGGGUUUGUGUUGCGACAUUUAGCUAGGGUUAGAAUGAUGAUGAAUUUCCGCCGCAUCGCAGCAGGUUCUCUUCAUCUCUUGCACAAGUCCGCAACGCGUUCCAAACCCUCGGAUUCUGGCGUCAUCGCUCGUCUUCGAUGGACGACAAGGGCUCUUUCUACAACGGAAUCUGCUGAGACGGCGGCGACGACAUCGCCAUCAGAUCCAAACGAAGGCGUUGUCUUUUUUAGCAAAGACAACCUCAUGAGCAGGGUGAAUAGCCUUCACAAGGAAGGCAAACAUGAACUCGCCCUACAUCUCUUUGACUCUAUGGAUGCGCAGAAGGUUGAAUUUACUCCCUCCGAGUUUGCAUUUCAUAUUGAGAUCCUUGCUAAGGUCAAAGGCUUAGCAGCUGCUAAAGCCUACUUCAAAAAAGCAGACCCAGACUUCAACAAUCGAGACCAUCAUGCCAAGAAUUGGCCUGCCUACGCCACGCUCGCGCGCCUGACCUCUGAAGAAUUGGAUGAACUGGCGAACCAUCUCCAUCCACUUAGAAAUUCCUAUUCAAGAAUGGCUGAAUUGGUUUCACCUUCAGUGGUGUCGAUAUUAGCGAGAAAUUACUCUGAAGAAAAAGGAGCUCGAAACAUGUUCGGAUCGGGAUUUUUCAUCGACAAUACAACUAUUUUAACAUGUUCAAACAUAGUUGUAAACUCUCAACGACUUACCGAUGAAUCUUACUUAAAUUCGAGACAAGAGCCAAAAGUAGUUUUGCAUGAUGGAACCGAACUAGAUGGAACACUAGUUCGGUAUGAUUCAGUACAAGAUGUGGCGAUGGUGCGAGUAGAUACUAGCGGGUUGCCGGACGGAUCCUAUUCCCCGGUGAAACUCGGUUUUCCAAACCGAGUUCGUCAAGGGGAUUGGAUUGGCUGUUUUGGAGCACCGCUUCAGCUCCCUAACACCAUCACGUUUGGAGUAGUCUCUGCAAUUCGCACCGCUGAGGAGUUGGAUAUGGGUGACAGGAAAGGACAAUUCUUUCAGAUGGAUUGCACUGUUUGCGGGGGUUCUGGUGGAGGUCCCAUUGUGAGUUUAGAUGGAUCGGUCAUCGGGAUGACCUGUCUUUCCUUUGGAGAUCCAACUGGUCCUACUCAGGAUUCCGGUAUCGCAGUUUCGAUCGACAGUGUUCUCCGUGUACUUGAGCUUGUUUGAUUAUAUUACCUUUUGGUGUGUGUUUACUCGAACACAGAAUUAUAAUAACAAAUUAACUAUUUA
Arabidopsis arenosa is the source of this 1329-nucleotide messenger RNA. Lineage: Eukaryota; Viridiplantae; Streptophyta; Magnoliopsida; Brassicales; Brassicaceae. The record is from the annotation of a GenBank genome assembly.